ACAACGAAGCUGAUUUGUUCGGAGAACGGUUGUGUUGGGGUUUGGGUCGAUCGAAUUGAUCACAGAGCAGAAGGAAAGAGGAUCAGAAAAAAGAAGUAUGAGCAAAGGGGAAGGAGAAAACUGCGGUAAUAUUAACAUAACAGUGAAGUUCAGUGGAAGAUCGAUACCGAUAUCGAUAGCGAAGGAUUCGACGAUCAAAGACCUUAAAUCUCAUCUCCAGUCUCUCACCAAUGUUCUUCCUCGUGGACAAAAGCUCAUCUUCAAAGGGAAGCUUUUGGUGGAUGCAAUGACAUUGAAGGAAUCGGAAGUCAUGAAUGGAGCUAAGCUGAUGCUCAUGGCUUCCCAGGGUUUGCACCAAGGGGGCGGUCCUCUACUAAAAGAAGCUCAAACUCGGCCUAUUUCAAGGAGGAGUGAGGAUGAGUACAAAAAAUCUGAUGCAAGGUCUGAAGUUUUUAUGGAUAAGAAUCGUUUGGAACGAUGGAAAGCUACCGGAGUGGUAGCAUUAGCCGAAUGCAAUUUGAAGGCCAUACCUGAUGAAGUAUGGGCUUGUGGAUCUUCUGCAAGAGUCCUGGAUGUCAAUAACAACUGUAUCCAAGAUGUGCCCGAAAAGAUCAGCUGUUUGAAUUCCAUUCAGAAACUUCUCCUCAAUGCAAAUGGUAUUUCUGAUGAAGCCAUUCACUGGGAAGGACUAACAUCUCUGAAGUAUCUAACAGUUUUAUCCAUCAGUCAUAACCAUUUGACCAAUCUACCUUCUUCACUUGGCUUUCUAACUUCUCUGAGGCAACUUCAUGUCACCAAUAAUAAGUUGACUAGCCUUCCAAAUGAAAUAAGCAUUCUGGCUCAGCUUGAAGUUUUGAAGGCCAAUAAUAAUAGGAUAACCACUAUUCCUGCACGAAUUGGAGAAUGUAAUUCUCUUAUUGAGGUUGAUCUUUCAGCAAAUCUUCUGUCAGAGCUCCCAGAGACAUUGGGCAACUUGCAUAACCUGAAGGCCUUGUAUCUCAGUAACAAUGGGCUAAAACGCCUUCCUUCUACAUUGUUCAAGGAGUGUCUCCAGCUAGCAACACUGGAUCUCCAUAACACAGAAAUCACAAUGGAUGUCCUUCGGCAGUUUGAAGGGUGGGAAGAGUUUGAUGAACGCCGGCGCUCAAAGCAUCAGAAGCAGCUGGAUUUUCGAGUCGUAAGCUCUGCUGCAUUCGAUGAAGGUGCUGAUAAAAACUAGGUUCUACACACAUCGUUCUGUAAUUUGCAGCAAAAUAGAAAAUCUAAAAGAUUCGAUUUCAUUGAUGCUGUGAAUGGUUUAAACAAGAGUUUCCUCCUUGAAACAGUGUCGAAAUGUCAAUUUCUUGUUGAGGUAGUGCUGUCGGACUGUCAAGAAAAUUGAUCCAGGAAAGACAAAUGCUUUCUCUAAAAGUAAAUUCCAAGGUUGAAUAUCCCUUUUUUCUUUGUG
Molecule: messenger RNA, 1447 nt
Organism: Theobroma cacao (cacao)
Lineage: Eukaryota; Viridiplantae; Streptophyta; Magnoliopsida; Malvales; Malvaceae
Product: LRR/ubiquitin-like domain protein
Cellular component (GO): cytoplasm
Molecular function (GO): protein binding
Source: RefSeq, a predicted model, not a curated record